ACAUUUUUAUAAUUCUCGUGUUAUCGCGUAGAUUUCGCUAACAUCUUGGUUGUUUGACAGAAAUCGAUACUGUUUAUUAUCUUUGUACAAAACUAUCACCAUCAUAUAAAAAACUCUAAACAGAACAAAACAGUGAGAUCAUUUUGUACUCGUGAAAGUGAAAUUGUAAACAAUGUGCAGUGAAAAAGUGGGUAUUGAUUUAUCCGUUGCUUGCUCUGCGAUUGGCCGCCGUGACGUCAUCGCUGGGUGUCAGUGAGAAUCAAAGAUGGCGGACAAGAUUAGCUGAUCGGAAAGCGGCGCGCGCAGGCCACGCACCAAGCGGCGAAUCAGGCGCAUCAUGGUGUUCGGGGAAUGGGCGCAAGUGGAAGUAGUGGAGCUCGUCAACGAUGGCUCGGGGCUGGCGUUCGGCAUCGUCGGCGGCCGCUCCUCCGGCGUCGUCGUUAAAAGCGUGCUGCCCGGCGGUGUCGCUGAUAGAGAUGGUCGCCUACGGAGUGGAGACAUGCUUCUACGCAUCGGCGCUGUGUCGGUGGUAGGAAUGUGCGCACGGCAGGCGGCGGCUGUACUGCGUCAAUGCGGGGCCUGCGUGCGUCUGCUUGUUGCCCGGCCUGCGUCCGCCGCUUUACCACCGUCUAUGCAGUCUCUAGGUGCAUCUCAAGCGCCGGUAGUACCAUCUCGUCUGCUAGCUGACCCUAUAGAGUUAGAAAGGAGUCUGUCUGAGGCGGGACAUGAGGGCUUCGGUGCUCUGUGCGAGGACACUACGCCGCCGUCGCCUCCGCCCACUAUUAUUGAAGAGCGAUUACAUCAUAGGCCGGUAGCAUCGAUAGUGGCUGUGGUGUUACCACUGGACAUGGCGGUGCGCGGCGGCCGCGAGCCAGAGACCCUCAGCUACGAAGUACAGCUAAACAAGCAUUCCGCGCUUGGCCUAGGCAUUACCGUCGCUGGUUACGUCUGCGAGCAGGAGGAAUUAAGCGGUAUCUUUGUGAAGAGUGUGAGUGCGGGCAGCGCGGCCGACCUCUGCGGCAAGAUACAAGUCAAUGAUAGGAUUGUAGAGGUGGACGGUGUGUCACUACACGGCGUAACUAACCACAAAGCCGUGUCGUUGCUACGCGACGCUAAAGGACCCAUCGUGCGGUUAAAAGCUUUAAGAUAUCUUCGCGGCGCGGGGUUUGAGAGGCUACAGAAGGCGCUCGCGGCACAAGAUGGCCGCCGCUCGCCUGUCGCACCUCCCAGCCCUUCCGUCACAUCGCUUGCCAAAUAUAGUUUUAGUGUGUACGAUGAAUCAACGGUGAUUGAAGCAGAGGCGGAGUCAGAGAUCCGUCACCUCCCCUCCCCCACCUCGCCAGGGGAGGAGGCGGAGAUCGUGAUCGGCAGGGAAGAUGACAUCUCGGAGCGCGAGAUGCGCAGGAUACAGGACAAGUGGCGGGACAUCCUGAGGGAGGAGAAAGACUGGCCUGGACACCAACAUCAGUAUGAUAUUGUGGUGGGUACAAUAAUGAAAGAGAAGGACAGCGGCCUUGGUAUAUCUCUGGAGGGUACAGUGCGCGUGGUGCGCGGCCGCGAGGUGCAGGCGCGGCACUACAUCCGCGCGAUCGCACCGCACGGGCCUGUCGCACGACUCGGCAUUUACAAAGUCGGGGAUGAACUGUUAGAGGUAAAUGGUUGGCGGGUACUAGGAUCGCAUCACGUCGAAGUGGUGACGAGGUUACGAGCUGUCACCUCUCCCGUUCUACUCGUCUGUGUCAGAAAGAGACAGGAGGAGCAUAAACAACGCGAGAAUAGUUUCUCUAAGAGUGCAAUAAUUGGCGGCAGUUUGCAAGAUCUAUUGUCAGCGCCGCAAAGACUGAUUAAAGCCAAGUCUGAAAGUUCUGUCGCCUCGCUGUGCAGGACGGUAACCAUAGGUGUAGCGAAGCCUUUGCCGUGCAGCACUGUGGUCGGCGGAGAGAGGGUCGGACAGAGCGCGCAUACAAGUCAGGAAUGUGUGAACUCUAUAGCAUCUGACGACCACACCGGUAUGGAUUCAUUUCACGAAUGUCUACAAGAGUACGGAGAAGGUUUAGAAGUUGUACAAAUUUGCCUAGAACCAGAGGAAGCAUCUAUCAAAGAUGACGAACUAUCCGCAUUAUGUGAUCUCAGUUUUGAUGAUUGCAAAAAAGAACAAAAAACGGAUGAUAUUAAAAAAGAUGAACUAAAAGAUAAAGUGAAUGGUAUAAUGGAACUCAAGUCUUCAAAAUCUGAAGAAUCUUUAGAUGGACCUGAUGAUGACAUGACUAUAACAGAAGACGACGUUUUAGUUUCCCCAAGAGAAUUCAAUAUAAGAAGUAAAUCAGCUGACAGGAAAGAAACAAAUGGAAGUAGGAGCCUGUCGAAACAAAAUAGCAAAGAUCUAUCAACAUCCGAUGAAAUGGUAUUCGCAGUAACUCCUACAGGUUUAGAAAGAAUCAGUUUCGAAAAGUAUUGGAAAGAUUGCGGACAGAAUAAGGAAGAUGUUAUACAUAAAGUUAAAAGUGAUGAAAGUUGGAAGGAAUGUUUGAAUUCACCGACAGAUGAAGCAAGUAGUUUCUACGAUGCGACAACGAGAAUAUCCGUCCAAGAGGAAAAUAGUACAUUGUUAUUUAUCGAUCAUGAAAUAGACGGUUACGAAACAUGUCUCGACGAUGACUCGUCGGGGAAGUGCGCCGAAAAAAACGGCUAUAAAAUCAACGGAGAUGAGAUCAAAGACUUUAGUAAACAAAACGAAGUUCCUAGAAACAAAGACAACGCAUGUGCCAAAACAAAUACGGAUCAGAGUAUCGCCGAUGUUGUUGAAGAAACAUCGUACACACGGCCUUAUGUUCAAGAACAUAUAAUAAAACAAAUGAAAUCACUGCGAAUCGAACCUCUAAAUGUAAACAUCAGCACGAAAAAGAUAAGAAAAAAAAGUCCAACUAAACCGUCCAAAAAUGAACGCCGAUGCAUCGAAUAUUACAACGACCAAGAUGAAUGUUUAAGGGAAAUACGACAGAAAAAAUUAGAAGAAGAAAAGAGGCACAAAGAAGAAAAGAAGAGAACGCCAAAGAAUAUAGAAAAAAUGUUAAAGAAACAAGAACCUAGUGAGGAAUCGACUGAUUUGGAAAAUAAUUGCGUACCAGAUUGUCAUAAAUGUUUCUUAGAGAAUUAUGCGUAUGCUAUAACUAAGGCAUAUAUCGCUGAAGCUGCUGGUUGUAAAUUUUGUGAAGUGAUAAGAGAAAUGUUAGAACCACCAAAAAGGAUUCCGGACAGAAGAAUGUCGGCUCCUGCUAGCAUAAGUUGGGAAAGUGGUUCAGAAUCGGAAGAAGAGUGUCUAUUAGCUGUUCCUAUUGUGAAAGAUAGAAGAAAAUCAGCUGGACCUUUAACAAUAGUAACAUCUUCGAGACGACCAAGGUAA
Messenger RNA from Papilio polytes (common Mormon), 3403 nucleotides. RefSeq lists its product as uncharacterized. Gene Ontology annotation, molecular function: protein binding. The record is from RefSeq and is a predicted model, not a curated record. The transcript is spliced from 16 exons. Bases 338 to 3403 code for a protein of 1021 amino acids. NCBI's taxonomy places the organism in Eukaryota, Metazoa, Arthropoda, Insecta, Lepidoptera, Papilionidae.